Ficedula albicollis (Collared flycatcher) is the source of this 1644-nucleotide messenger RNA. RefSeq names its product solute carrier family 10 member 1 (gene SLC10A1). Lineage: Eukaryota; Metazoa; Chordata; Aves; Passeriformes; Muscicapidae. The coding region runs from base 487 to 1515 and encodes 342 amino acids. The record is from RefSeq and is a predicted model, not a curated record. Gene Ontology annotation, cellular component: membrane. Gene Ontology annotation, molecular function: bile acid:sodium symporter activity. Gene Ontology annotation, biological process: bile acid and bile salt transport. The transcript has 4 exons.
UUGCUAUCAAAAGCUUUAUUUAUGGCCAGAAGAAGUGUUUUAUAAUCUCAUUAAAAACAAAUUACCUGGGAUGCAUCAUGUUUUCAAGCAUUGGCCUCAGCAGUAUCUCGCGAAUGAGAGGAGCUCUGGUUCAUUUUCCUUUGUAUGAAGUGCCCUUCUUUUACCUGUCUUCUCUACCUACCUUGAGCUGUCUCCCUCUUGCUUUCACCAGCUGUCUCAUUGUGCGGGUGGACACUGGAAGAAGUGGAGGACAGAGCAGAAGAUACACAAACUGCACAGGAUAUUUCCAAAGUGAACAGGAUUCACAGCUGGUUGCUCUAAACACAGAUUUCUGUUUCAACAGCUGCUGAAGGGCAAGAGUGAUGUCCUGAAAGAGAGCUCAUGUUUUGCUUGCAUUAAUUGAAUGUUAUUUGGACUUUUGAAUCAAUCCUUCCCUUACCAUCCCAGCCACUUACAGAAGAAGGCACCUUCUAACCCCUCAGCAGGAUGAACAAGACCAAGGGAGCUUUUGAUAGCCCAGAACUUUGGAGCCCAGAUUGCAUGCAGAGCAGCACCUCUCUGACUAGUCUGGCACCACCCUUUGUGUUUGGACAGGCUAUGGACACAGCCCUGAACGUAAUCCUUAUCGUGGUCCUCUUCAUCAUCACAGUGUCUCUGGGAUGUACAAUGGAGACAGCCCAGAUCACAGCUCACCUCAGGAGACCUAAAGGUGUGGCAGUGGCCAUAAUGGCUCAGUACAGCAUCAUGCCCUUGACAGCAUUCAUAUUGGGCAAGCUCUUCCAGCUGGGCACCUCAGAAUCCCUGGCCAUCCUCAUCUGUGGCUGCUGCCCAGGGGGAAACCUCUCCAGCAUUUUUAGCCUGGCACUGAGAGGGGACACGAACCUCAGUGUUGUAAUGACGGCGUGCUCCAUGGUCCUGGCAGUUGGAUUAAUGCCACCGCUCCUGUACCUUUACUCGGGAGGACUGUAUGAGGGUGGCUCGGACAGCAAGGUACCUUACAAAGGAAUAAUCACCUCCCUGGCGCUGAUGCUAAUCCCCUGUGCCAUUGGCAUCAUCUUGAAUGAGAAGAAACCACAGUACACUGGCCUUAUCACCAAGGCAGGAAUGAUUAUGCUUCUACUGUCAUCUGCUGCUAUAAUUGUUCUGUCUGUGGCCAACAUGGGAAGCUGUAUCAUGGUUGUCUUCUCACCAUCUCUCCUGGGAACUUGUGCCUUAAUGCCCCUCACUGGAUUCCUGCUGGGCUACGCUGUCUCUGCAGCCUUCAAGCUUAAUGACCGGUGCAGGAGGACAGUGUGCAUGGAAACUGGCGGCCAGAAUGCACAGCUUUGCUCAGCUAUCCUCAAGGUCACCUUCGCCCCAGAGAUCAUUGGCCCCCUGUACUUCUUCCCACUACUCUACUUGCUGUUCCAGCUUGGGGAAGGAUUUCUGCUCAUCCUGGUCUUUCGGAUCCAUGAUAGAAUAAAGCAAGCCAAUGGCAAGUACACCUUUGCUCCUUUCUUAUACUUUCCAUGCUAAGCCACGCUGACAAUAGAACUACCAAUAAAUCGCUGCUUUAUAAAGGCAGAAUCCAGGGGAUUCCAGGGAUUACUUACCCAAAACAUUAAAUUCAAACCAGAUGCAAACAUUACCAAAAUGCAAACAUUA